Molecule: messenger RNA, 1400 nt
Organism: Temnothorax curvispinosus
Lineage: Eukaryota; Metazoa; Arthropoda; Insecta; Hymenoptera; Formicidae
Gene: TpnC41C
Product: troponin C
Exons: 7
Coding region: 16-882 (288 amino acids)
Molecular function (GO): calcium ion binding; enzyme regulator activity
Source: RefSeq, a predicted model, not a curated record
UGAACUUUAACGACAAUGGAAGAAGUUCAACUUAGCAAAGACCAAUUAUCUCAUUUGCAAAUGGCAUUCGACGCGUUCGAUCAUGACAAAAAAGGAUGUAUCAGCACGAAUAUGGUAAGCACAAUUUUGGGUAUGCUUGGUCACGAGGUCUCACCAGAAGAGCUCGCAGAAAUUAUUGUGGAAAUUGAUACAGAAGGAAAUGGCGAAUUAAAAUUCGAGGAGUUUUGCAAGUUAGCGUCGCGCUUUCUCGAAGAGGAAACUGACACGGAAGCGAUACAGGAGGAGUUACGAGAGGCAUUCCGAUUGUACGAUAAGGAAGGCAAUGGUUAUAUCACUACAGACGUGUUCAGAGACAUCCUUCACGAAUUGGACGACGCAUUAUCUCCGGAGGAGCUUGACAUGAUCAUAGAGGAGGUGGACACUGACGGAUCUGGCACGGUUGAUUUCGAUGUGUUGAAGAAAGCUUUCGAUGCCUUCGAUCACGAAAAGAAGGGCAGUAUCGGCACCAACAUGGUAGGCACAAUAUUGACCAUGUUGGGUUACGAGCUCAGCGACAGCACGCUGCAGGAUAUUAUUAAAGAAGUCGACGAGGAUGGUUCCGGAGAACUCGAGUUCGAAGAAUUCUGCACGCUGGCUGCUAGAUUCUUAGUAGAAGAGGAUCAGGAAGCGAUGCAGCAAGAAUUACGCGAGGCAUUCCGGUUGUAUGACAAAGAGGGCAAUGGUUACAUAACUACUGAGGUCUUUCGCGAUAUUCUUCACGAACUCGACGACAAACUAUCACCGGAAGAACUUGAUCUAAUGAUCGAAGAGAUUGACGCUGAUGGUUCAGGAACGCUCGAUUUUGACGAGUUUAUGGAAGUCAUGACGGGAGGUGAUGACUAAGUGGAGCUGAUAAUGAAGAUGGGCACUCGGUGGCUGGCUGUUAGCCGCGCAAUUGGCAACGCCCGUCAGAGAGAGAGAAAGAGAGAGCGUUCCUUCUUAAUCAUUCAGGCGCUUUUGCAAACCACUAAACUACCGAGGAAAAUUGGACGUUUACGAUCAUCCGUGGUAUCGUUGGCUGACGUUCGAUGACUUUCAUCAUGCAAAGUGAAGAUCACAACGUUUCCGUUUUUAAUCGACAUCAGGAGCAAUGAAAAUCUCGGAGUGCCUCGAGUAAAUCAACGUUUGUGCGAAGUAAAGUAGCGAUGUAAAUUUUUUCAUCACGGCGAAAUGAGUACGCGCGCAAAGCCCAACGCAAUUAUCUCUAGUUGAUUACGUCGCGAAGAAAGUUUAUAAUUUCCUACUCUACGAAUGUCAUUAGAUAUUGUUUCGAGAUUUUACACGUGAAAGUACGGAGAGGUUCAAUAUGUAACAUUAGUCAUAUGUAAUAAGUUAUUAAAUUAUUAAGUAUGCUGCGUAAA